AUGAGAACGGGGUGCGUGGAGUGCAAAAGGAGGAGAAUUAAGUGUGACGAGGGCAAGCCCACUUGCAUUAGGUGUAAACACCGACCGGAAAAGUGCAAAUAUGAGUUCAAGCUCUCGUGGACGGGCGGGAGACCGUUCAAAAACCGUCGACAGAGUGAAUCUCAGAGCGAUUCUCAAAGUCCGCCCGAUGCACAGAACGCCUCUUCUGGCGUUUCCUCCUCUUCGCAGGAAUCGCCGCCCGAUCGGAGACCCUCGACACUGUCCAACUCGAGCGCAAGCUCCGGCGAAUGGGCAUAUGACAGACAAAUGCCCAUGGGCGCCAGUGUCCUGGACCUAGGCACUAAUUAUUCAAUAGAAUUGGCCAGCAGGGCAAAUUCCCGAUUUAUUCCUAGCGAGAUUAAUUCCGCUGGAGAUGUCAUCUAUAUUGCAGAGGAAAAUGAAGGAGAGGACAAGAUUGACCCAAACCAAGUCACCACACUUUCGCAAUCGCUGGCUCGACGAUAUCCUUUCAACAAGCGCGCGCAAUCAAACACAGACCCAUACGGACUACCCGAUUACCAAGAUAUCUCUCCUUUCCAGCAGCGAAUCCAUUAUGCCCUCUCCAGCAACCCUGCACAGCUCAGCGCUUCACCCGAAAGCCGCUUUUUUCUCCACCACUAUAUCAAUACCACGGCCGAUGUGAUCUUCCCCCUUUCAUUAACAGGGAAUCCUCUUCGAGAAGAUCUUCUCCAAUCUGCCAUGUCAAAUCCACAUCUUCUAAACGCCUUCCUCGCCUGUGCUUGUUCUCACUAUGCCCGUCGACACGAGGAUAUGCCAAUCCAAAUGGAAAGCAGCAUCGCAAAGUUCACCAAUGCUGCACUUAACGGCUUAAGACGGGCAAUGCUCGAUCCCACACAAGCCGGCAAACUGGAAACCAUCAGCACCGCGCUCGCUCUAUGCACAUCAGACGUAAUAUCCGGCGAUCUAAGCACAUGGCGAAUACAUCUCACGGGCGCAAACAAGUUAAUUCUUUCCGCCUUCCAAUCCACCACUGACGAGGAGACCAAAACACCCAUGGAAACUUUCGUGAUAAAGUGGUACGCGCUACUAGACAUUUUUGCGGGUGUCUCCGGUCUCCGGGAGAGCUCCAAUACCGGCGACCGAUACUGGUCUUCCAAUGACGACGACACCUACAUCGACGAAUGGACAGGCUACUCACUAGAUCUGAUACCGAUCAUUUCGAAAAUUGGACGGAUGGCGCGAAUCCAUGACAAGAAGACACGCGUUACGGUUGUGAAUGACGAUUCCGAAGACGAGGAGGUCGACACGCAGCUGGGCGAAGAGAGUAUGGAUGAGAUUCGCGAUAUGGAGAAUUUGAUCUAUUCGCUAUAUAACCGGACGGCGCAUCCCGCUUUGGUCAACCACGAGAAUCCGGCCACACGGAAACGAGCGGCCGAGAUGCAGUGUAUCCACCGAGCGUUCCUGUAUACGGCCCUGCUUCAUUUGUAUCGCCGGGUUCAGGAUCUGCCCAAACACCACACCAAGGCUGUUUAUGCGGUUCAUAUGAUUAUUGAGACGAUUCAGAUGAUUCCGCGGGAAUCAUCGUCCAACAUCUUGACCUUGUGGCCGGUUUUCACGGUCGGAUGCGAGACUGAUGAUCCCGUUCAGAGAAAUAUUAUCGAGCAGAGGAUAGCGAAGAUGGAAUCUUUUGGAAUGGGGAACGUAGAGACCGCCCGCCAGGCCAUGCACGCAUAUUGGGAGUCUGGUGCAACGGAAAGAUGGGAUAUAUUCCUGGAGAAUUAUCCUCAAGACAUUGUUCUCUUUUGA
Penicillium verhagenii is the source of this 1806-nucleotide messenger RNA. Its product is annotated as Zn(II)2Cys6 transcription factor. The record is from RefSeq and is a predicted model, not a curated record. Gene Ontology annotation, biological process: positive regulation of transcription by RNA polymerase II. Gene Ontology annotation, cellular component: nucleus. Gene Ontology annotation, molecular function: zinc ion binding; DNA-binding transcription factor activity, RNA polymerase II-specific; transcription cis-regulatory region binding. The coding region runs from base 1 to 1806 and encodes 601 amino acids. The transcript has 2 exons. Lineage: Eukaryota; Fungi; Ascomycota; Eurotiomycetes; Eurotiales; Aspergillaceae.